GGAGCUGCGCGAGUUAAAGUUGGGCUACAGGGGGGUGAGAGGAUGCUGCAGAACAAUCUACGAUCUAAUUAACAUAUCAUAUGCGGAGAAACGUGUCCUAAGUGAAGGAUGACUUGCAAAAUACUGAGCAUAUGCCUCUUAUUUUUGGGUUUUCAACAUUGCUCAUCACGAGAAUGUGUUGAUCCGCUGGUCUCCGGGCUCUAUGCCUCAUCCUUCCUGGCCUCCUCCAGAUAUAACUUUCUUUACUCUGCCAAUUUUGCCAAAUUGUAUGGCAGCAGUGGCUGGUCCCCAUCUGCCAGGGACAGACAGCCAUGGCUGCAGGUAGACCUGGGCAGGAAGUAUCGACUGGUGGCCAUCGCCACCCAGGGGACCUUCAACUCAUAUGACUGGAUCACCAAGUACACCCUGCUCUACGGAGACCGACCUGACUCCUGGACGCCGUACAUCAUGCAAGGAGGAAACUCUACGCUGCCUGCAAACUGGAAUUAUUAUCAGGAGAAGAGGAAUGUCUUCCAUUACGCCUUUACUGCUAAACACAUUCGUCUGCUGCCGCUGGCGUGGAACACAGAGAAUGGAGGGAAGAUCGGUGUGAGGCUGGAGCUGUAUGGCUGCUCGUACGAUUCCUAUGUGCUACAGUACAACGGGGAUGACUCAGUGGUCUACAUGUACCCAGAAAAAAGGUCCCGUACACAACACGACCUUAUUUCCAUGAACUUCAAGACUCUGGAGCAGGAUGGUCUUCUGUUACACAGUGAGGGGAUUCAAGGAGACCUCUUAACCUUGGAGCUGAAGAGAGGCCGUCUUUACCUGCACAUUAGCCUAGGAAGCAGUGUAAUACACAAUGUUAAUGGUCGAACUACACUGACCGCUGGCAGCCUUCUUGAUAAUCUACAUUGGCACUAUGUCACUAUCAAGCGCUAUGGUCGACAGGUGAACUUCACAGUGGACAGUCACACAGUCACAGGAGUCUGUAAAGGAGAGUUUACACACUUGGAUUUAGAUACACAGUUAUAUGUAGGAGGUGUCAUAGAGCAAAAUUUGCCUCACCUGCCCACUACACCAAAUUUCCGGGGCUGCCUGGAAAACGUCUUUAUCAACGAUGUCAACAUCAUUAAUAUGGCUAAGAGGGAAGAACCUGAAAUCCGAAUCCCACGAAAGAAAAAGAUGCAUUAUGCCUGCAGGGACAUUCUGCUCAAACCAAUGACUUUUGCUGGGCCCAACAACUACCUGCAGGUGCCAGGCUUCUUCAGGAGGCCUCGUAUGUUUGUGAAGUUUAAGUUCCGCUCAUGGGACUACACAGGGCUGCUAAUGUUCACACGAUUUGCUGAUGACCUGGGCGCCCUUGAGCUGGGCCUAAGCGAGGGUCAGAUCAACGUCACUAUAUUCCAGCCUGGCAAGAAGAAGCUCCAGUUUGCUGCAGGCUACAGGCUAAAUGAUGGUUACUGGCAUACAGUGGAUUUGGCAGCCAGAGACAACCUGCUAACCCUCACAAUUGAUGAGGAGGAGGGCUCGCCACUGAAGAUCACUAACCCUUUCACAAUUCGUACAGGAGACCGCUACUUUUUUGGAGGUUGUCCGAAAACUAAUAACACAAUAAGGAAGUGUGAGACGAAGCUGAACCGCUUCCAUGGUUGCAUGCAGCAUAUCUUUAUAGACAAUGAACAGCUUGAUAUCGACAUUAUUCUGCAACGACAGUGGGGGCGCUAUGCUGAGCUGUUGUUGGGCACCUGUGGCAUCACUGACAGAUGUAGUCCAAAUCCAUGUGAACAUGAAGGCAGAUGCAUCCAGUCCUAUGAUGACUUCAUCUGCCUGUGUGAGAACACAGGCUACAAAGGAGAAGUGUGUCACAUGUCGGUCUAUAAAGAGUCAUGCGAGGCCUAUCGACUCAGUGGCAAGUAUUGGUCUGGAAACUACACCAUCGAUCCUGAUCUCAGUGGACCUCUGAAACCAUUUGAAGUGUACUGCAAAAUGAAGUCAUAUAAAGCUUGGACAGUCAUUUUAAAUGAUCGUGUGGACGGUACCAAGGUUUCUGGGAGUUCAAUAGACCGGCCGUAUAUUGGAAAUGUGAACUACUGGAACGCCUCGUGGGAUGAAGUCACUGCUCUAGCCAACACCUCCAUGUACUGUGAGCAGUGGAUCGACUACUCCUGCUACAAGUCCCGUCUCCUCAACACCCCCAAUGGAAGACCUUUUGGAUACUGGAUUGGUCGUAACAACGUGAGUCACUAUUACUGGGGUGGAACAUUCAGAGAGGUACAAAAGUGUGGCUGCGCGAUCAACCGAACCUGCACCGAUCCCAAAUUUCAAUGCAACUGUGAUGCUGACUAUAGACAAUGGUACUCAGAUAAAGGCUACUUAGACUUUAGAGACCACCUGCCUGUGAGGAGGGUGGUGGUCGGGGACACCAACAGGACCGGCUCAGAAGCACAGUACACCGUCGGGCCCCUUCGCUGCCAUGGCGACAGAAACAUCUGGAACACCAUAGCCUUCACCAAGCCUACGUACAUUACCUUCCCCACCUUCAGGCCAGGCUCCAGUGCUGACAUCUCCUUCCACUUCAAAACCUAUCGUGACCACGGGGUCUUCUUGGAGAAUUCUGAUGACCAACUUCGAAACUUCAUACGUAUAGAGCUGAAUUCCACACAUAACCUUUUGUUUUUGUUUAUGGUUGGUGAUGGCAUCAUUAAUGUGACACUACGCUCUCCUGUUGCACUCAAUGACAACGAGUGGCACUUUGUUCAGGCUGAGCUUAAUGUGAAGCUGGCCCGAAUCAAGGUUGAUUACCAGCCUUGGGCUGUUACUCGUUUUCCAGGUCAGACUUUCGUCACCAUGAAGUUUACGCAUCCUGUUCUAGUAGGUGCAGCCAACCGCACCCUGAGACCUUUCUUGGGUUGUCUUCGAGGGUUGCGGAUGAACGGUGUUCCUAUUGAUCUAGAGGGGAAAGUAAAUGAAGAACAGGGUAUAAGGAGGAACUGUACUGGACAGUGUCUGAAUGCUACCAUACCAUGCAGACACGACGGCCAGUGUAUGGAGGGCUAUGCCGCCUACACUUGUGACUGUAACAACACAGCUUAUGAUGGUUUCUACUGCCAUAAAGACAUCGGAGCUCACUUUGAAAUUGGCUCGUGGCUGAGAUACAACAUACGAAAGAAACCUAUAUCGGACGAAGCAGCAUGGGCCAACUGGAUCGAUCCGCAUUACGACAACUUCAGCCUCGGCUACAAUGACACAGCAGAUGAUAUAGAGUUCAGUUUCAGCACCGUUCACAAGCCAGCGGUGUUGCUCUACAUCAGCUCCUUCGUCCAGGACUACAUUGCUAUAAUCCUCAAGACUGAUGGUAGUGUGGAUCUGAGGUAUAAGCUUGGACUCAUAACACACAAGUACCAGCUGACUCACAGAAACCUGGCAGAUGGAUACCCCCACUUCGUGAACAUAACCAGACACAACAGAACCAUCAAAACACAGGUGGAUUACAUGGAGCCCAUAGUGGAAAAGAUAACCUUAGUGGAGGACGCCAGGUUUGACUCUCCAAAGUCCAUGUUCCUGGGCAGAGUGAUGGAGGUUGGUGACAUUGACUAUGAGAUCCAGAGGCAUAAUUCUCCUGGCUUCAUAGGCUGCAUAUCUGGGGUGAGAUACAACGUCUACGCCCCUUUAAAGGCCUUCUUCCGUCCAAAUGAAACGGAUCCUCCGGUAAAGACACAAGGCUACGUGUCUGAGUCCAACUGUGGCGCCUUCCCUCCCAUCCUGGGUUAUGUACCGUGGGAGGUAGACCCCUGGUUUACCACUAUAGAGUAUGUUUAUAUCCAUGACGACCUAGGCCUGUUUUGGAUAACAGUCAUUGUCGUCCUGGCGCUGCUGCUGCUCUUUGGAGGCCUGUACAGCAUCUACGUCUACGCGUAUCAGCAGAAGGGAAGCUACCGCACCAAUGAACCCAAGAACCUGGAGUCCCCCAGCAGCUCCAGGCCUCUGACCGAGACCCUGAGAAGAGAAAAGAAGAACCUCCCGGAAAUUGAAGAGGAGUUCAGGAACAACUAGCAUGACAGGACUUUUGGGAUAGUGGGUGGGGUUUGAAUGGGGAUUGGGGAGAGGGAAAUAGCACUUAAAACAACCACAGAUACCUGUAUUAAGUUUUCUAGUUCUUUCGUUCUCUUUUUUUUGUUUUUUUUUUGUUUUGUUUCCGUUGAGUGGGAUCAGACGGCUGGUGCUCUACAUAGUGCGUGUUUUGGUAAGGGUUACAAGUUCACAACAAGCCCCAUGUUGCGGGAGUAGCCAACAAGUCUCACACUGUAUUGCAGGGUGAAAUACUGAAGUGCCUCAUCUGAGCAAGCUCGAUCUGAAGAAACAUAGUUCCUUCAGAUCGGGUUUAGAUUAGACGCUGUGGGAUCAGGAUUUUAAGGGAUGUUUAGUUAGAACAUCAGUUUCAUGUAUUCUAACCCGUUUAUUGAUUUCCUGAGACAUUUUUGAGACCGAUUAAUGCUACCAAUAUCUUACUGUAUAGAUUCAUUGCCAUCUAAGAUAUACCUUUUGAUGACAAUCUCUGAUGGAGCCAUUUUUGACAUCAUAGUCCGUCUUGGGUUUGAGCAGUGAACACAUCUGAGAACUAGUGAACUAACCCAGCGCAACACAAAUCCAGGUCACUAAAACAAAAGUGGUGUUCAUGAAUAAAAACUACCGACACUGGCAUGGAGCUUUGACAUGUUAAGCUUUGAGAUGAUGCAUAUAAAGAUUGUAAGAGGUAUAUACGCUUAUACUUGUUGUAUUGCAGCCUAUAACAGCGCAUUACCUAUACAGAAUGGCACAUGGAAGUGGUUCACAAUUGCCAUGGUGUCAGUAGAUAGCAGCUUUGCCGAUUACAGUAUGCUCUAACACAUGCUCAACUAUGGCGCUUCGGAAAUGAAAGUGCGAUAAUGUGAUACUCUUCUAGGCUUGAGAGCUAACAGGAAGUUGGUGUGGUGCAGAAUCAAAACGUUGAGGUGAUGAAGCUCACCAGGGACAGACUGACCUAAAAAUAUCCUAGUUGUCAUUCCCUCUGUCUGGUUGCUCAUAUUAUGGUGCAAGCUGCCAAAAGCUCGGUGCUACAGAGAGUUUGAUUGGGCAGACAUCUCUCACAACAGUAUUACAGAAUAACCAGUCUUUUCACAAUCCUUUCAUCCCCAAUAAUAAGCAUCUUUCAGGAAACAGCUGCUCCCUGUGGCCAUGUGGAGAAGCAUACAUAAAUACACAUGCACACACAAUAGCAUAUGUACAGAGGACCACAAGAGUGUAAAUGCUAAUCUUUUACUUGUCAUACUGCUAGAAAAUAUUUUUGCAUAAUGCUGUAGGACAGUAGCCGACCACGCUGCCAUCGCUGCUGCUUGUUUAGCUGCUUUCAGUGGAAAGUCGAAUAUUCUACCUAUAUAGUCUCAUGAAAUGUUCUUCUCUGGCAAGAUGACGUUUCAUUUGUGGUGCAACCAAAGCUCUAGGCUCUCAUCACUCACUGCAGCGCUCCUUGAUACUAAAGCACUACUGUGUGUGUGAAAAACAAGUCAAACAUUUGUAACAUAUCAGCUAUGCAUUGUAGAGCAUGACCGCACUUUGCAGUAACAGGCAAAAAAAAAUACGAGCUUCUUCCAGCCAUCAAUGAUGUUAAUGUUUAUUUGCAGAUGCACAAAAUCAACUAGGAUGUAAUGAGUGUAUACGUGAAUAUAUGAACAAUGUGUUGAGCGACUUUUAUAUUCCUACGAUUAAUAACAAAACAAGAUAAGAACAGUUAAAUAGAGUGCUUUGAAUGUAAAUCCUCUGACUCUGCAAUGUAUGAGCAGACACUGCAGUGAAGACUUUUCAUUGUAGGCUGCUCAGCACUGAAAGUGAACGUAUUCAUGGUAGCUUUCUGAAUGCUCAGGAUAAAGAAAGUACAGUACUUGUUCUCUGUAGCACUAAUACACUUCCCAAACUCUACAUUUUCUUCCGUUACAGAUGGGCAGAACUGUGCAACAUUGUACAUUGAAAGGAUGUAAAAACUGCAAUUACUGUAAAGGCACGACGUGCUAAUAAUGUAUGAACAUGUAUAGAUUCGGCCAAAGAUGGCAUUUACAGGCUAUAUUUUUAAGAAUGCUGUAAUGAGAUGAAUGAUACUGAAAAGUUUGAAGCGGAGUGAAACUGUUGGUUUGUGAUCGACUCAAAGAAUAGUUUGUGUGUUUUUGUUAAAUGGACAAUCACCACUCAAAGUUCAUAUUAGGCGUGAGCCAACAAACUUGGGUCAAAUAUGCUUUGUUGCCUAUUAGGAAAGAGUCGACUUAUGUAUUAUAUAAAUGUAUACACCUCACUGUAUUCAUUGGUAAAUAGACUAUAAACAUUCAGCCUAGCAUUGUCACGUCAUUGCCACUCAGUAUUUAAUCAUUCGUGGUCCCUGGAGCGCGUGUAUGUGUGAUUGACGGGAUGUUUCGAUGUUUGUGCUUUCAUAGUUUGACCACAAAGAUACAACCUACUGAUGUUAAACGAACAUGUGCACUGACGCCACAUAUCUAACUCACUUAUUGUAGUGCACCAACAGUAGUGCAGUGAGACAGAAACAGGCCUGGAUGUAGCUUCAGAGUGGCGUCUCCACGUCUCCGUGCUGAUCCUGAAGUGUCCAUCCUGCAUCCUAAUAGUGGAGGCAAGGCUGUGAAUACAAUAGAUGAAGAUGAAAUGACCAGUAGAGGGAGUGGGUCAGAAGGAUGUUGUUAACUCAGGGUAUCUGCUGAUUUCACUAAAGGAGUGCUCUUUAAUUCUUCCUGGAGUUAAACCUAAAAAGAUUAACAUCCGAAUUAAAAACGACAACAUAUAUUCAAAGAGGCAUAAAGUAAAUUUGGGUUCAAAUGAUUUGUAUCUAUGAGAUUUUAAGGCCUUAAGACUUUUCCACACUUCAGAUGAAUCUGCAGAUCCCCUGUCAACAGUGACAUCAUGUGUGGAAUCAGAUGAUAAAGCACCAGAGGAAGUAGUUCCACUUCUCUGCACCAUCAAACCGAAUCCUUCUGCAACAGGUACCAGAAACAUUCAUUACAGUUGUGUUUGUGAUCACACUGAAAUGUUCUUCAAUCUGCUCAAUUUUGUUUUGUAAUACUUUCACUGUAAAUGACCAUUACUGUGUAAAUCAAGGCAAAGCCAAACUGUCACCUCAAUAAAAGAAGCUUGAAGGAAA
Messenger RNA from Cottoperca gobio, 7159 nucleotides. RefSeq names its product contactin associated protein 1 (gene cntnap1). The record is from RefSeq and is a predicted model, not a curated record. Lineage: Eukaryota; Metazoa; Chordata; Actinopteri; Perciformes; Bovichtidae.